Messenger RNA from Triticum aestivum (bread wheat), 2238 nucleotides. Its product is annotated as probable serine/threonine-protein kinase At1g01540. Lineage: Eukaryota; Viridiplantae; Streptophyta; Magnoliopsida; Poales; Poaceae. Gene Ontology annotation, biological process: protein phosphorylation. The coding region runs from base 194 to 1861 and encodes 555 amino acids. The record is from RefSeq and is a predicted model, not a curated record. Gene Ontology annotation, molecular function: ATP binding; protein kinase activity. The transcript is spliced from 6 exons.
UCGUCGUGCUCUCACAGUCUCACUUGCUCACACUCACUCCGACCUCCUCCGGCUCCCGCUAUAUGCAGCGUCGCACCGGCAGCGGCGGCAUUGCUGCUAGUGGCAGUACGAUUGGCAUGCGGAGGUGGCUGGCAUAGGACUAGGAGGGUGUGGCUUGGCAGGGGAGGGGGCGUAGCGCCGGGCGUGAGCGGAGAUGGCCGGGCGUGAACGGAGCGCGCGCGCAGUGGCGUCGCCGCCGCCCCCGCCGCUGCUGACCAACGAGCUGUCGCGCAGGACGCCGGUGCUGGGGCUGCGCCUCUGGGUGCUCGUCGGCCUCGCCGUGGGCGCCGCCUUCCUGCUCCUCCUCGCGCUCGUCUCCGUCCACCUCGCGGUGGCCGCGCGGCGGCGCCGUCCCAAGGGGAAGGCGGCGGCGGGGGCGGGGGCGCAGCCAGCGCCGCUGUCGCCCGCGACCAUCCCGCCUGUGUCCAAGGAGAUCCAGGAGGUGGCCGUCCACGUGGGCUCCCUCCGCCACUACCUCGAGAUGGGCGCCGCGUACCUCAAGGACGGCGGCAAGGACGGCGGCGAGUCGCUGUGCGGCAGCGUGGCGCACGGGUCGCAGCGCGUGCACAUCGAGGCCGGCAAGGACCGGCGCAUGGUAGCGUGCGCCGACGCGGAGGCCGGGUCCGUGCAGUCCGACCCGGCGUCGUCCGUGGGGGCGGGCCCCGAGGUGUCGCACCUCGGGUGGGGCCACUGGUACACGCUCCGGGAGCUGGACGAGGCCACCGCCGGCUUCGCCCCCGACCGCGUCGUCGGCGAGGGCGGCUACGGCAUCGUCUACCUCGGCGUCUUCGCCGACGGCCGCCAGGUCGCCGUCAAGAAUCUUCUCAACAACAGGGGGCAGGCGGAGAGGGAGUUCACGGUGGAGGUGGAGGCGAUCGGCCGCGUCCGCCACAAGAACCUCGUCCGGCUGCUGGGCUACUGCGUCGAGGGAGCGCACCGGAUCCUGGUGUACGAGUACGUCGACAAUGGCAACCUGGAGCAGUGGCUUCACGGCGACGUCGGGCCCGUCAGCCCGCUCUCCUGGGACGCCCGGAUGGACAUCGUGCUCGGGACAGCCAAAGGGAUCACGUACCUGCACGAGGGGCUGGAGCCCAAGGUGGUGCACAGGGACAUCAAGUCGAGCAACAUACUGCUGGACAAGCGGUGGAACUCCAAGGUCUCCGACUUCGGCCUCGCCAAGCUCCUCGGCUCCGACAGCAACUACGUCACCACCAGGGUCAUGGGAACAUUUGGGUACCUCCCUCCUCCUCCUUCUCAGCACCUGAACUGCAUCCAUCGUUGCAGUGCAUUGCAAAAAUGUGAGUUGUGUCUGAACUUGAAUCGUGUCCCUCUGCUUUUUCUUGGCAGUUACGUGGCGCCGGAGUACGCGAGCACCGGCAUGCUCAACGAGAGGAGCGACGUGUACAGCUUCGGGGUCCUCAUCAUGGAGAUCAUCUCCGGCCGAUGCCCGGUCGACUACGCCAGGCCUCCCACGGAGGUUAAUCUGGUGGAGUGGCUGAAGAAGAUGGUGAGCAACAGGGACUACGAGGCCGUUCUGGACCCGAAGCUGCCGGAGAAGCCGUCCUCCAAGGCCCUGAAGAAGGCGCUCCUGGUGGCGCUGAGGUGCGUGGAUCCCGACUCGCAGAAGCGGCCCAAGAUGGGGCACGCCAUCCACAUGCUCGAGGUCGACGACUUCCCCUACCGAGAUGAUCGUCGGACUCUGCGGCCGUGCCAAGGCAGUCCCCUGGAGAAAUCAAGGAGGCCGGUGACAGAAUCAGGCCAUAGCAGCUGCUACGAUGGCAACAGCAGCACCGCCGCCACUACGCCGUCCAGGUUCCAGUAGGGCUAGUUGGCUCGCACGUCCUAGGGUUUUUGCUCGUUGUCAAUCACAAUGCCUCUUGCGUUCAGCUCUAGGCAGCUUGGAAACGCAGUGCUGUAACUUGUUUUUGUCGGUGCCGUUCUUACUCCCGUUUCUGCUGCCUCGUACUAGUUUUGUGGAAGCCCUGGUUGUUCUGUCGAGGGUGUAGGUCAGCUAUAUCCUUGGUGAAAAGUUUCCCCUGGUUUGUCUGCUCUUUGUAGGUUUUGCGUGCACACCCCCUGCCUCUGUGAUUGACGUAGCUUGCCGGACUGUUGUAUAGUGGAUUUUACUCUUGUGUUAGAACGUUUCUUGCCUGGAUCUUGUGUACAAAACUGUGAGUUCUAGUUUUCUUCUUAACUUCA